CGGAGAUGUGUCCGUGUAAUACGUCACGUGACCGACACAAGAGACUUACAGAAAAAUGGCAGCUGUUGAAAGAAACAGAGCCAGCAAGUGGGAUAAUCCUGCUGUUGCAUCCAGUGCUCAACGUAGUAGCCUGGAAGCUGCUGCAGAAGCGGCAGCCAAAGUGAAUGCCAUGUUAAUAGCCAAGGGAAAGCUAAAGCCAUCACAGUUAUCUCAGCCAGCUAGUAUACCAACAAAACCAAAAACUGGAUCACAGCCAAAUAGCUUGAUAGUUGCUGAGGUAGAAAUAAAUGAUGUUCCUAUUGGAUGUCGGAACAUGCUCACAAGAGGGUCAACACAAGAUGAGAUAUCCAAGAUGAGUGGAGCUGCAGUGUCCACCAGGGGGAGAUUUAUGAACCCAGAGGAGAAGGCAAGACAUGCUAACAAUGCCAAUGAUCGUCCUUUGUAUUUGUGUGUUCAAGGUGCUACACAAGAGUCAGUUGAUAAAGCAGUAGAUAGAAUCAAGGAGAUAAUAGCCAAUGGUUACAAGCACAAGGCCCAGAAGAUGGCUCAAGCAGCUUUAAAGAACCCCUUGGCAGCUCCCCCAAUGCCUGGAGUGCUAUCCAGUGUACCGCCCCCUUUACUUAGUCAGCCACCCCCUCCACUCAUGUCACUUAACACACAGCCUCCAGGGUUAUCCUUUGUCCAAGAAAAGUUGUACAUUGGUCUGGAGCAUGCCCCACCCACUUUUGAUGUCAAAAACAAACUUCUUGGUCCAGGGUGCUCUUUCCUGCAACACAUCCAGCUGGAAACUGGAGGCAAAGUGAUGCUUCAGGGGAAAGGAUCUGGUUACAUAGACCCAGCCACAGGAAGGGAGUCCUUUGAGCCCAUGCACAUAUUUAUACAGCAUGCUAAUAUGGUGGGUUUACAGCAGACCAAGCAGUUAGCUGCAAACCUUAUACAAACAGUCCAACAAGAAUAUGCCCAGUUCCAGCAAGCCUUGGCAGCAAUGCCUCCUGCAGUAUCACCAGGUACAGCUGCACUGCUAGCAGGCCUACAGCACCAGACAUCUGUUGCAGGCCAGAGUUUGAUUGCCCCACCUGGGUUAGGAUUGACACACGUGGCACAGCUACCCACUUCAGUGGCAACUAGUAUACCCAGCCUACUGAGCACUCCAGUCAUACCCUCCAGCAGCCUGGGAAUGCCAGUGUCCGGCCCCUCUCUGAUGUCCACUCUGGCCUCUCUGCUCCAGCCAGGCUCAACACUAACCACUUCACUGGCACCUUCUUCAGUGCCAUCACUGCUGGCACAGUCAGAAAAUUUGCUCACAGCGGCCACUUCAUUGAAUCAGAUCUUGUCCAAGCCUCCGCCCCCUCUAGUCAAUCACCCACAUAUAUUACCACCACCCAGGGAACUGUCACCUGGGCUGCAGUCAAAUGAUCCAAGAUUAAGCACCGGUGUUUUAGGGGGAAUGCCUGAUGUAUCCCAGUCUCCACUGUUACAAAGUCCAGCCAGUGUCAGUCUUAGCCAGCAGCUCAAUGAUGCUGUCAACCAGCUCAACCAGAUCACACGCAUAAGACAACAACAACAAGAACAGUUACAGCAACAGCAGCACCAGUUACAGCAACAACAACAACAGUUGCAACAACAGCAAGUCCAGCAACAAAUCCAAGGGGGUGGUCAGCAAAUAUUGCAGCAGGCAGCACCUCAGCAGUUCCAGCAGUUACAACAACAGAUACAGCAGCAGCAACAACAACAACAACAGCAGAUGCAGGCAGGCUUGGGUCAGAUGGGCCCUAGUGGUCCAGCACCUCAGGCCAGUGUGGCCUCCAAUCUUCCAGGGAGCCCAGGGCACAGUAAUGGUGGGGAUGGGUUCCCCUCGGGCCUGCCUCCUUAUUAUAAUAACUUUGCUGGCAUGCAGAGGGAGAUGGAGCAGCAGCAGCAACAACAGCAGCAGCCACACAAGAGGAGGUUUACAGAGGAGAAACAGGAGGAGAAAUUACCGGAGGGGUUGCUGGGAUAUCAGCAUGGUCCAACACACCUGGUGAACUUGGUAGCAUCUGGGCCACCGCCACCCCCACCAUCAUCACAGGCAGGACCACAACAGCCACAGCAACAACACUUUGGUAUCACCCCGCCUCCACCACCUCCACCACCCCCAGAGGAGUUGAGGCAAAAUCAAGACAGUCUGCUAAUGCCACCACCCCCUCCACCUCCCCUAGGAGCCUUACAAGAUCAAGCAGUGGAGCCCCAGAGAAAGCGUAUGAAGGGAGCUUUGCGUAAUGUCACAGCAUAUGGAUCAGAUGAUGAGGAAGACACUGAUGUGAACUCGACAAUGAGGCAGCAACACAGAGAAGCUGCAAAGUAUGCUUUCAAUCAGUACUCUAGCAAACCCCAAAUAUAUGGCCAACCAGGCCAGCCACACUUUACUAGUCAAGAACAGUUUGAACAGAGUCAGUUUGCUGUCCAGCAGCAACAACAAGGGGGCCAGUUCACACAAAGUCAGUUUGGACAACCACAACAGCCACAGUUUAAUCCACAGCAGCCAUUUGGACCACAGUUUACACAGCCACAGGGACCAGGUCUACCCCUUUCACAGCAACUGCCUCAGUCACAUCAGCCGCCGCCACCACCACCACAGCAGCAAGGCCAAGCAUUUGCUGCUGGGAAUUCAACACAGUUUGCAGGACAGAACCCAGAACAUUUUGGAAGGUCAAGCCCCCAAGACACGUAUGUUCAGCAGAGGCCAGUGACUGUAUCAUCCCCUGGGUUCCAGAUACCACCUCCUACAAUGCCUUUCUGGAUGACACCUAACUGAUGUAAUAGCAGGGCUAGUGACUGUAGCAUCCCCAGGGUUCCAGAUACCACCACCUACAAUGCCUUUCUGGAUGACACCUAACUGAUGUAAUAGCAGGGGCUAGUGACCGUAUCAUCCCCAGGGUUCCAGAUACCACCACCUACAAUGCCUUUCUGGAUGACACCUAACUGAUGUAAUAGCAGGGCUAGUGACUGUAGCAUCCCCAGGGUUCCAGAUGCCACCCCCUUCUAUGCCUUUCUGGAUGACACCUAACUGACAGUGCAAUUGACUUGUAUAUUGAUAAUGCAUGAGCAAUUAUAAAUCAAAAGCGUUUAUUUGAAUGUUCAGUUGGAUGUCAGGGAAAUGAUAAGGUGUGAAGUUUGAAAAGAGAAGAGUUAUGUUUUUUGUACAAACCAUGUUCUAUAGAAAAGUAGCUAAUUUCUGCAGGAAAAAAAUGUACAAAGCAUUCGUAUAUAAUCCAUUUCCCAUUGUAAUGUUAACUAGCUGCUCAGAUUUGCGCCUAUCGUUUCUGGUAAUUUUACUAUAUAUGUUGUUCUUUUAUCGUAAAAGUACAUCGUACUAUUUAUUUCAUCCGUGUAAGCCAACAUUGAAAAAAUAAGAUCCUGACAAUAAAUUAUAGAUUGCAGGUAUGUACCAAAGCAAUUUGAAGAGCAUUCAGAAUCAAAGUUUGAUGCUUACAUUUGUAUAAAAUGUAAAUAUAACA
Messenger RNA from Lingula anatina, 3497 nucleotides. RefSeq lists its product as uncharacterized. Gene Ontology annotation, cellular component: nucleus. NCBI's taxonomy places the organism in Eukaryota, Metazoa, Brachiopoda, Lingulata, Lingulida, Lingulidae. The record is from RefSeq and is a predicted model, not a curated record. Gene Ontology annotation, molecular function: RNA binding.